Onychostoma macrolepis is the source of this 1649-nucleotide messenger RNA. It is a transcript of the gene bloc1s5, whose product is annotated as biogenesis of lysosomal organelles complex-1, subunit 5, muted. The coding region runs from base 169 to 636 and encodes 155 amino acids. NCBI's taxonomy places the organism in Eukaryota, Metazoa, Chordata, Actinopteri, Cypriniformes, Cyprinidae. Gene Ontology annotation, cellular component: BLOC-1 complex; transport vesicle. The record is from RefSeq and is a predicted model, not a curated record. The transcript has 5 exons.
GUUUGCACGUGACUCGUUGAAGAAUGUGACACACUUCCGUCUGUAAAAUUCUGCAAAGAAAUAUUUCACUUUACUCAUUUACAUUUCUCAAUCAUUAGACGUUGAGGGAAGGAAACAAUCGGCAGAAUAAUAAAUAUCAUAGUGUAAGGCUGUCAGAUCAGCAUCUGGAUGAUGGAGAAGAUUGUUAAAGAUGUUGGUGAUAUUCAGUCCAGACUGAUUGAUCACAGGCCGGUCUUGCAGGGAGAAAGUAGAUACUUCAUCAGGGAGUUUGAGGAGAAGCGUGCUUUCAGAGAAUGCCGUCUGCUUGAAAAUCUGAAUAAGAUGACAUCGGACACAAAUGAACAUGAUCUGCCGCGGUGCACUGAGAGUAUGCAUGAGAAACUAUGUGACGGUCUCACGCGACUUGAAGCAGCAAAUCAUAUGGCACAGAGGAUCCAGCAGAGGGAGCUAGAGGCUGAACAGAACACACAUCUGCAGAUGUGUGCGGAGAGGCGGAAGCAAGACUGGGAGGAGUUCCUGAAGGAGCAGUCUCGGCUGAAGGAGGAGGUGGAUGAGGAACAUGCUAAAGCUGUGGGCCGACUCAGCGCUCAAUACAAUGACAUGAAAAAAGACCUGGCCAAAUACAGCAGCUUCUGAACCUCGAUGAAUGUCUUUUACUUAUUACAUAUCAGUGAAGUCCAGUUAUUUUCUUUUUCCAUUUUGUUGAUGCUGUGGCAUUAAAGAAAUAUUUUAUACAAAAUGAAAGUUCUGUCAUCACUGUCAACACACACACGCUUGAUUUUAUGCACACUACAAGUGCACAUUCAGUACAAUUGAGCAUGGACAAUAUGUCAAAGUUUUAAGAAUCUAAAUCAAAUUUUUAUUUAUUUAUUUUAUGUUUUUACGUAAUAACAAUAAUAAGCUUAAGUAUUCCUCUGUGGCAUUCCUUGUUUAUUUUACAGAGGAGCUGAAGGUUUAUCAAAUAUUAUAUUUACCUAUAUUUAAUGCAUUAGUAAGUACAAAGAGUUCAAGCCUGUAACAUCUAAUUAAGUCUUUCAAUGUGUGUCUUGCAUUCAUGAGAUCUUUCAAUCUAUGUAAAAACAUCCAUCAUGUGCCUCUCGCAUCCUUUAAGUUCACAUCUAAUCAUAGUCAUUUCCACAUCAGUUAAAAAUUGUAAAUACCCUCUCAUAUGACAGUUUUUUUUCCUACAUGUGUUUGUACCGUCUCUUGCUUUAACGUCUGAAUGUGUUUAAGGCAGUCUGCGCACCUGCUUUAGAUGGAAAGAGAUCUUGGCCAGAAAUAUGUCAUCUCUCCUCACAUCUACCUGUGUUUUCCAUACAAUAGUAAAAAGUCAGACAGCACAUUCAGUGAAUCUGAGCUGCCUUUGACACGGGUGGAGCCAUUGGACUGUCAAUGCUUCACAUGCUAUGUCCUGAGCUUUUACACACUGCUAAUGUUGCCACAAAACCUGUUUACCGUUAGUCAAGGUAUUUCUCUGUGUGGAUGAAUCAGUGGAAGAUAUUAUUUCAGAGAUUUCUUUGAGAUGCUGUUGGCCAUUGUGUGGCUUUUCCAGCUUCUUUCAUGUUAACCAAAAUAAAAUUGAGUUUGCUUCCAGUCUGCCGUCUUUGAAGAAUCAAUAAAAACUUUCAAUAGCCAGCAAAACAUUCGUC